Messenger RNA from Parasteatoda tepidariorum (common house spider), 394 nucleotides. The record is from RefSeq and is a predicted model, not a curated record. Lineage: Eukaryota; Metazoa; Arthropoda; Arachnida; Araneae; Theridiidae.
CUUAAUGCAUGUUUCAAUAUUUGCAGUGCUUCUAAAGUGGGUGGUGUGAAGCAGAUGCUUGUUCAAACAGCUUGCAUCAACACUUUAGCAUCUCAAGAUCAGUUACUUGACGAUGAUACAGAAAUGCUGCGAUCCUCCUUCAAAGAAUCUGUCUUAACCUUCAAGUUGGAUGAUACGGAUGAAGAUGUAGAACCUGUUAAAUGUACAAUUCCAAUGUACAGUACCAAUACUGAAUCUUUAAUGAAAGAGAAGAGUAAACGGAAUUAUCAGAUUAUGUCACCAGAAGAUCAGGUUUGUUGUAUCCCUUUUAUGUUAACACUCGUUAAAAGAGUUGCUAUAAAUAAUGAAUAUUCAGUGUAAGUCAUGAGAAAUCAUGGAUUUAGGUCUAAUCAAA